GUAUGACCUAUCAGCAAACAUAGCACCAUCCACCAAGUAGAGUCAGAAGAUGUUGAGAAAUGCCUCCGCACAGAUACUUAAACAGUUCGUCCGACACAGGGCCACAGAUACAAGUCUGAUCUUGGAGAGAUCUAUUAACAAAGUGCAGCUUCUCGGGCGGGUGGGGCAAGACCCCGUCAUGAGACAGGUGGAGGGCAGAAACCCCGUCACCAUCUUCUCCAUGGCAACGAACGAGAUGUGGCGGUCCGGGGAGGGAGAACCCACAAAUACAGGAGAUGUCACCCAGAAAACAACAUGGCACAGAGUUUCAGUAUUCAAACCAGGCCUGAGAGACGUGGCGUAUCAGUAUGUAAAGAAAGGGUCUCGAAUUCUUGUGGAAGGAAAGCUCGAUUAUGGAGAGUACAUGGAUAAAAACAACGUCAGGCGUCAGGCAACAACUAUUAUCGCAGAUAAUAUUGUGUUUUUAAGUGAGAAUCUGCGAGACCAGUAGUGAAGACGCCUUCCCAGACUUUAGGAACCAAAAGAAGAUAUUUUGUAUAGCGUUAUUCUGCUCUUACAUCAACUCUUUGAGUAUCUUUGUGCCUGCCCUUAACAGUCAUACUUAGGCAAAUGAAGUAAUGUUGUUGGUAUGAUUGUGUCAUUCCCGACAGAGGGCGCUAGCAGGAUGCACUUUGACAUGUAAACACACAAACACACGUUCCAGACCCAUGAACUGGAUUUGACUCUUUGUAAAAUAAAUAAAAAUUGCUCAAUUUUCCUUUUUGACUUCUGAAACAUAACAUAUGUUAAAAGCGUAAUAUCUGAAAUUUUGUUUAGCAAAAUCACUUCCAAUUUGUUAUACUGUACUGUCGUGCUAAUGCUCAUGAAUAAAUGUAGUACUAGUUUGUCAAG
Rhinichthys klamathensis goyatoka is the source of this 891-nucleotide messenger RNA. It is a transcript of the gene ssbp1, whose product is annotated as single-stranded DNA binding protein 1. The transcript has 6 exons. NCBI's taxonomy places the organism in Eukaryota, Metazoa, Chordata, Actinopteri, Cypriniformes, Leuciscidae. Gene Ontology annotation, biological process: positive regulation of helicase activity; mitochondrial DNA replication. The coding region runs from base 50 to 490 and encodes 146 amino acids. Gene Ontology annotation, cellular component: mitochondrial nucleoid. Gene Ontology annotation, molecular function: single-stranded DNA binding. The record is from RefSeq and is a predicted model, not a curated record.